UUGUUCUCGUAUUGGCUUGACGUGAAGCGGAUAUGCGCGUGCGCAACCGGAAAUACAAGCACGUGGUUUUUACGACGCCUAUUGUCAAAGAUGUGAUGUUAUAUUGUUUUAUGUGUUGGUGCGUUUGAUGUGUUUCUGUGUACAUAAAUUAUUUAUCUGAAAUGAUCCACGAACUGAAUACACGACCGGUGCAGCUGAGCACUCUGUCACUCAUAUGGUUUGGCAGCUCAUAAGUCAAAAAUGGACAAGACAGUCCUGCGUUCGGUCUUCGUAUUUUGUCUCAUCCUGGCAGUAGAAGCUGAUUUCACAUCGAACUGCCCAAAAGAGUGCAAAUGUGUUUGGGCGAGUGGUAACAAAAGAGCUAACUGUUCUCGAGCUGGUCUACAAAACAUUCCAAAAACUUUGAGCUCCGACAUCCAGAAUCUUGACUUAGAAUACAAUCCUCUCUACGAAAUAUCGAGUAACGCAUUCGAUGAUGUUCAAUUGAUCAAUUUAAAGAAGCUUCAAUUGAGUUAUUGCAAAUUAGAAACAAUCCAUAGAAAUGGUUUCAGUGGUCUCGCAAUCAUGAUUGAAUUAGAUCUAUCGAAAAAUUUUCUAAAAACUUUACACCCUGAUACGUUUAGAGAAACUACUAAAAUUAGAUGGAUAAUAUUAAAAGAUAAUCAAUUAGAAAAACUAGAAGACGGUCUUUUUAGUAAUCUGGAGUUUUUACAGAAAGUCGAACUAAGUAACAACCAUAUAGUACAAAUCGGAAUCAAAACAUUCUUUAAUGUUCCGAAACUAAACACAUUAGAAUUGGACGGUAAUAAACUUGAAUAUGUUAAGGUUGAUGCACUAAAUUCACUGACAUUAUCCAAUUUAAAUGUUCAUGACAAUCCUUGGCGGUGUGACUGUUAUCUUCAACCUUUUAGAAAUUGGGUCAUUAGCAAGCAUCUAUACACUUCGCCUAUAAUUUGUCAAGAACCGUUAAAAGUCCAAGGAAAAACAUGGAAGGAGUUAGAUACGGGUGACUUUGCUUGUCGACCAACUAUUGUUUACCCUUCAAAUAGUACGACCGUCAGAUCAUCAGACAAUAAUAUCACGCUAGCGUGCCAAGUAAAUGGAAAUCCACUGCCAGAAGUUAACUGGGUGCUGAAUGAUCAAAUUAUUGACAGUUCUCGUAGGUAUCAAGGUGAAUUAAAAUAUAAUAUAGCAUCAAGUAGUAACGACAAUAGCAAAUGGGUAAAUCUAACAGUAUUAGAUGCUGGUAGUACAGAUAGCGGUGAGUAUUUAUGCGUGGCCAAAAAUCAAGGAGGUAUGGAGGAGAGAAACGUAAUUCUUGUGGUAACACAUAUAAAUCAUGACGUCAUAUCUCCAACAGGAAUGGACAAUGAUAUGCUCCCACUUUUAAUAGGUACAGUUGCUACAGCCGCUAUAUUAUUGAUAGUUAUUAUUGUAUUAUGCUACUUCUGCUGUCGGCGGCGAAUGUCGGAGAAGAAAAAAGCGAACGUGUCUAACGGGGAAGCUUUGAUAGAGGGAUCAGUUAUUCCAGAAAUGGAGAAAAGUUUAAACACUGCCGUAAAUCCAGUUAUCAAGCCCCCGAGGAGAUAUGAUGCACCGCCUUCCAUCACCAGUGGCACGGAGUUGUUAGAAUUAAAUAAAACACUGCUGGACAAUGAUUUUAUAUAUGGAGCACACAAUGACGACGACAAACGAUCACUAGAAUUCGAACUUGCAACGAAAAGAUCACACGGCGGUCUUGACGUAGAGUAUGAACGAGCGGACGGACGGGCCUAUCCUCCAGAUCUUCUGUCUUUCCCACCGAGAGCAGCCCAGAUUUCUCCAGCAGCGAGCAAUGCAUCGACAGUGCCCGACACCACAAGAUUACCUGCACAAAUAAAUCCAGUUAGUCCAAUGCAUUCACCGAUUUACGGCGUGAUGGCCAACCCAAAUGUUUAUAAAACUUUGCCAUAUUCUCGGUCACAAUCACCCUUCAUAGCUCCUUUAACUCCAUCUGUUGUUACGCCAAGACAGGGAUAUGUCACAAUUCCAAGGAGGCCUAGAGUGCCUAGUUGGUCGAGUACGGCAAGUACUCAAAUUAUGCCAAGUGCUGAGGCUCAAGAACCCUUAUAUGAUAAUUUAGGGUUAAGAACAACUGCAGACGGUAGUUCAGUUUUAUCUCUGAACAAAACAGGAUUAGAAGCCCAGUUCUCACCAAUGAGAAAUCGUCCAUUGCCAGCUACUCCAAUAGUUUACCAACCACCGCAUCCGGCUUAUUGUACUCCUAUUGAAGAACAAGAGCCAUCGUCUUCUCCUGUUCCUGCUCACUAUGGAACAAAUAUGAGAAGUAGUAUCUCGUCACAAUUAUCAUCGCAACUUUCUACACCGGGCCCACAAGAACCAAUGAGUCCAAGGAUAAGUUGGAGUGCGAAAAACACCUCUACUCCUCAACCAGAUUCCAAGAAAACACUGUUUGCCUACCCUGAUAGAAAGAGCAUAGAUAGUCAAUCGCAGGCAUCUGAUAUUAGUACGUUGAGUCGGAAGAGUAACAAACCAGAGACAGGAUCCCUGAGAAGAAAUCCGAAAAUUGAGAAAGAAGAGUUAAGAUCACCGUCUAAAGAUGACACGCGAAAAAACGAAAAUAUUGUGUCUCAAAACCAGUCGGAAACACUUGGCAGAAGUGGAAAAAUUCCACCAAGACCUCCCCCAAAGCCCAAAAAAAAACUUAGCACAGAAGUGAAUCCCAAUGAAACACUUUUAGAAGAUGAGGGUGAAGACGGCACGGAGGUGUAGCAACCGGGUGACUAAGUGAAUAAAAUCUACCAAAGUGCCAAGAGGUGAAGUGAUCAAAGUGACACAAGUGAUAAAAUUGAGUAUAAACCAAUCGUAAAAACGAUUAUUUUUUCGCGGUGCUCGUGUAAAUAUCGUUCGUGCUAGGUUUUUUACCUUUGCGUACAAUUAAAACAUUAUGGACCAUUUUAAAAGUAUUUAAGUGUUUAUUGUAAUAAAUAUUGACGUUCAGGACACCAAGGUAUCUUAAUCAAUGGUUUAGUUUUAUUUUUUAAGUAUUUAUUCUUCGUAAUAACUAUUGGUUAAGAGGGAACGUUAGUUGAGCUAUUUUUGUUGCUAGUUCGAGCGGCAUAAUUUUCAUCCACUUCCAAGACUGAUUAUUCUAAAUUAACAGUUUUCUCGUCUGACAUUCCCUUGUUUACAUUAUUCCAAUUAUCAAUAGAUUUGCUAGAAUGAUUUCACUAACAGUAGAAUAUAUUUGGAAGACUGAUUGUGAUUGUUAGUCGCUUUUAUCUAUUGAUAAUGUCAAUAGCUACAUUAUAGCGUUUGUUAUGGGUUUUGUAGGAAAUAUUUUAAACGUUAAUAUCCAUACAUAUUGCAUGUAAUUUCAGCGAAUGCAGGACAUCAGCUUAGACAGAUUCAUUGAUUAGAUGGUGCAUUAUGUUUUUUAAAUAAUUUAAACGGUUAAUGGAAGAGUUUCUGAAAUAUCUCUAUAUGAUUGUACAAUUUAAUAUGUAUGGCUAUUAAUUUAGGUGCGUAUUACUUGAUUAGAAUGUUCAAAAAGAUAUAAUUGUCUGUACCUAUCAUAUAACAAAUUUAAAACUACACAAUGUAUUUAUUUACAAUACAUAAAUUUAUAUGAAAAUUGUUUCAUGCGAGAGUAUUGGAGUAAUAUAAAGAAAUGUUGAAAAUUUCUCCGCUGUAGACAACAGAUUGAAAUAUACGAGGUUUUUAGAUAUGUUAGUUUUAAUACAUUACUGUUUUCAUGUAAUUGUUAGGUCUCUUUCGUAAUAUCUCAACGAAAAUAUUUUGACUUCGCCUAAUCUAAGUUAAUAUCAUUUUAGUUUUAUAUAACGAGGCUGUUUGUAAGCACAUUCUCAAGUUCACUGACGUGAAAAGCAUUUUGCAAUUCUAUAUUUUAAUGUAUGGUUCCUAGCGCUUUUUUGUAUUUUUAUUACUGUAUGUUAUCAUAUUAAAUAAGUUUUUGGUUUCCAUUUUAGAACGUUGGUGCUUAUUUUAUUGUUCAUAUAUACGAUGCUACUAAAUUACCUGCAUUCCCUUCUACAGGUGGUAUUACUGGAUGUAUACCAACAUUGAGAUAAUGAUGGAAUUUCGUGUCACUAAUGUAUUUUUUUGUACAAUAAAUAUCUUAGUGUAAAUUGGUUUUUAAAUAUAGAUGUAGAACUUCCUUGCUAUAUGAAUAAAGACCUAAUUAUAUGCAAUGAAAAAAAUUACGACAUAUUUUUUUUAUAAUUUUAUAUAUACAAGUACAAAAUCGAGAAAUUCCUUCAAUAAUACUUGUAUAAAAUUAUCGUGUUACAGUGUUUAUAAAGAAACUCAUCAGAAACGGCUAGACCAAUUCUUAUGAAAUUUUGUUUGUAUAUUUCACUAGGUCCAAAAAUGGAACGUAAACUAUUUUUCACACCUAUAAGUGAUAAGGGGGGUCGAUUAUUAAUAUACUUAAACUGAUUUCAAAGCAAAUAAUUUUAUGGUAAAUAAAGGUAAUUUUUUUUACCUCUCUCGGCGUUACGUUUCUCCAGUCAGCUCGUGAAAACGGCUAGUGCAACCUAGACAAAACGUCGAGAGAGGUAAAUAUCUUUAUUUACUAGAAAAUUAUUCUUGUUAAAAUCCUUUUAACUGUAUUAAUAAUGUGUACUAAACAGGAAAGGGUGGCCCAAUCCACUCUUUUGAAAUUUUUUCUGUAAUAAUGUUUUUUUAUGUUUGUCAUUAAAAAAUUACAACUGUAGUAGAGAAUGGGGAUAAGUACUUUAGUAGCUCAUAUUGAUAUGUUUACACUUCAUACUGCCACUAUACGAAGUACAUAUACGAAGUAAUUAAUUACACUCGUUUAUUUUUAAUGUUUUAGACGUUUUUUUAUUGUCCUGUCACGUGCUAUUUUAUCGAGCUUUAGGUUUACACAAGUUUAUUGUACAAUUCACUGUUUUUUACAUUAAUUGUAAACAUCCAGUUUUUUUAUAGUGUUAAGUGCUGUAAAUACGAAUAUUAUUAAAACUGAUUAAAGCUAUA
Molecule: messenger RNA, 5016 nt
Organism: Achroia grisella
Lineage: Eukaryota; Metazoa; Arthropoda; Insecta; Lepidoptera; Pyralidae
Gene: kek5
Exons: 4
Coding region: 241-2772 (843 amino acids)
Molecular function (GO): protein binding
Source: RefSeq, a predicted model, not a curated record